UUAUCAAUGUACUGAUACAUAAAUUCAAACUAAAGUGAUAAAAUUGAUAUCUUAUUGCACCAUUUUUUUCAGAUCUAAUCGAUGGCGAAUUUUCCUUCUCGCUUGCUCUCAAUCAACAACGAUGAGUCUUUCGUAGCUCCUCUCAAUGCUUCUACUCAAACUAGUGAAAAUGUCCAAAGGAUGGCGCAUGUGGAACGUCUUAUUGUUGAACUUCAAAUGUCUGAUCUCCGAGAAAACGCUCUUCAUGUACUCUCUAAGUGGACUGGGUUGUUCAAAGAACUUGCACCCCUAUUAUGGAAUUCCUUUGGCACUAUUGUGAUACUUUUACAGGAAAUACUUUCAAUAUUUCCUAAUAUUUCAAUGGAAAAUCUUACUGCUGCACAAUCAACUCGAGUGUGCAAUGUUCUUGCACUAUUUCAGUGUGUGGCAUCUCACUCUGAUACAAAGAUGUUAUUUAUCGAGGCUAAGAUACCUUUGUAUUUGUAUCCCUUUCUUCAAACAACAAACAAGUUGCCACAAUUUGAACAUUUGAGGCUUGCUAGUCUUGGAGUCAUUGGUGCACUUGUAAAGGUUAGCACUAAAGAAGUGAUAACUUUCCUUCUUUCAAGCGAGAUAAUUCCUUUGUGUUUGUGCAAUAUGAAAAUUGGAAAAGAAGUAUCAAAAAUGGUAGCAACAUUCAUAAUUCAAAAAGUUUUGGAAGAUGAUGAUGGCUUGGCUUAUAUCUGCGCUACAGUAGAACGAUUUUUUGCAGUAGCACGUGUUUUGGACAUGGUGUUGAAAAGUAUUGAGAAACAACAUGCACCUCGACUUUUGAAGCUCAUAAUCUCAUGUUAUUCUCGGCUAUCAGAUAAUCACAGAGCUGGAAUUGCACUAACAAGUUGUCUUCCAAAUGUUUUAACAAAUGACACUUUCAAUAAUUACCUUCGUGAAGAUCCAACAACUUGGAGGUUGGUGGAGCAUUUGUAUGAGAACAUAGGGAUGAAUCAUGUUCCAUUAGUACCAGGUGGAGAAUGAGUUAAUAAUGUUGUUGAAACAUCAUUGUUUUGAAAAUGAUAUGUCUUGUUAUGUUUUUUUGGGUUUGCAACACCAGAACUUUAUGACCAAAUUAUCUUUCUACUUGAAAACAUGAAUCAAAUCAAUAAUUGUUUAUGCAUUAAAAUGUAAUAAUCAUUUUGAAUUUAAACAUAUUUCUUGUUUGUUCUAAUAAGUUUAUAUGUGUGUGGUU
Lathyrus oleraceus (garden pea) is the source of this 1225-nucleotide messenger RNA. RefSeq lists its product as uncharacterized. The record is from RefSeq and is a predicted model, not a curated record. NCBI's taxonomy places the organism in Eukaryota, Viridiplantae, Streptophyta, Magnoliopsida, Fabales, Fabaceae. The transcript is spliced from 10 exons. Gene Ontology annotation, cellular component: CCR4-NOT complex. Gene Ontology annotation, biological process: mRNA catabolic process. Bases 82 to 1014 code for a protein of 310 amino acids.